AUGUGCUCGGAUAUAACAAUUGAUAUUGAAUCUUCUAAAAUUAGUUAAGAAACCAUCUCAAGGGAAUGUGAAAAUGCUUAUAACUUAAUCAAUAGUUUAGAACACUUUAAAUAGUGUAAAGCUUUUGGUUUUAAUAAAUCCAAUGAUAUUUGGGUGUUGGGCUCUGGUUUUGAAAUUUUAGUUUGUGAAUAUCAAAAUGAGACUUUAAGAGUAGAAUAAGUUUUAUAAGGACACUAAUCUUGUGUAUCUAAUAUUCUUUAUAGUAACAAAGAAGAUAUGUUUUUUUCGGUGGGGAGUUGGGAUGAUAAUGUAAUAGUUUGGAGAAGAGAUUAAAAAAGAAAAUGGAAUAAACAAUACCUUAACUACAAAGUAGAUUAAACAAGAGAUUUUGAAAUAAUUUAGUUAAUAUUGAAUGAAGAUGAAGAUGAGCUGAUUGGUGUAAUGGAUUACAAUUUUUUAAUUGUUUGGAAGAAAGGACUUUAAAACUAAUGGGAAAAUAGUUAAGUGAUUUCGAUUAGUAAAAAUGAGCUGUCUUAAAUUCUUUAAGUGAGUUAUGACAAAGAGUUCAAAAAAAUAAUCACGAUAACAUUAAACGGUUAAGUAUAAAUUCUUUCUAAGAAUCUACAAGAAUAGUGGAAGAAAUAAUAAUCCAUAUAUCUCAAAGCAUUAAAAGGUAAGAAAUUUUACAAUAGAGACAUUGAUUCAUUGAUUUUAUAGUGUUAAAAUGCAGAAUUUUUAUUAUUUCAUUUUAAUAAAGAAAAUGAAUUAUAUGAAGAAUGCCAUGUUAAGAUUCCUUCAUCUACUAAAACAUAGCUAUAUUAGUUUAUUGAAUCAAAUUUCUAAACUUCUUAAAUUCAAGAAAUUUAUGCUUUGUAAAAAGAAAAACAACUUUAGAUACUAAAAAUGGAUGAAAGAAAAUAAUAUUAAAAAAUAUAGACAAUAUAAUUUGAAUAAAACUUUUUCUAUCAAUUUACAAAGAAUAAUUAAUAUCUUAUUACAUGGGAUUAUUCUAAAUGCUUAAAAAUAUGGAAAUAAAAAAAUGAUUGA
Messenger RNA from Paramecium sonneborni, 1047 nucleotides. Lineage: Eukaryota; Ciliophora; Oligohymenophorea; Peniculida; Parameciidae. The record is from the annotation of a GenBank genome assembly.